AUGGGAUCAACAACCAAUUCUCUCGUGCUAGAACCAGCAACAAUCGAAGACGUCCCCGCCAUCACCGAGAUAUGGUUCGCUUCCUUCACACAGCCGUUGAUCAGGCAAAUCUUCCCCAACACUCCCGGCAUGCACCAAUGGCAUCGGGAUUGGCACAUGGCGGACAUUCAGAAGUCCCACUACAGGUACCUGCGAGUAGUUGACACCGAAGCAAAAGAUAAACAAGGCCGACCGCGGCUAGUUGCCUUUGGCAAAUGGGACCUGGCCAUGCCGGAUGAGCGAGGUCGUCGCUUUCCGAUUUGGCAUGCGGACUCGCCUUACCAGCUAUGCGAGGAAUUUAUUGCAGAACUGGAGCAGGCGAGGAAACGCGUCAUGGGUGAUGAGAAGCAUUAUUGCUGCGACCUGGCGGAUAAGGAUGGUGUUGCAGCCUAUGUUGAUGCCAGCAAGGAGGGCGCACCGCUAUACCAGAAACAUGGCUUCGUGGAUUUCAAUGCUCCCGGCUCGGAAGUGGCUGCAAUGGCUCGCCGGAAGGCGGCUCCGAGCGAUCGCACUUGA
Messenger RNA from Penicillium digitatum Pd1, 555 nucleotides. RefSeq names its product Acyl-CoA N-acyltransferase. The record is from RefSeq and is a predicted model, not a curated record. Lineage: Eukaryota; Fungi; Ascomycota; Eurotiomycetes; Eurotiales; Aspergillaceae.